AUGUGUCACAAGGAGCCGUCAGCUGUUGUUCAUUUUGAGACUAUGCCUGCAUAUCAAGGCGAUGACUUGGUGACUGAUAUUCGGGUAUUGCAUCGUGUCUUUUGGAGUUAUUACCCCUGCAUUAGAGCUUUCAAACAUUGUAAGCCAGUUGUCCAGGUGGAUGGGACUCACUUGUACGAAAAGUACAAGGGUUGUCUACUAGUGGCAGUGUCACAGGAUGGCAACAACAAUAUCGUCCCAAUUGCGUUUGCAAUUGUGGAGGGAGAGACUUCAGAUGCGUGGCACUUUUUUCUGAGUAACUUUCGUCAGCAUGUUGUCACUCGGGAUGGUGUUGGACUGAUAUCCGACUGUCACGAAUCCAUAAAUGCAGCUGUAGAAAGGAGUAACGGGGCUUGGUCACCUCCGAGAGCCUUUCAUAUGUUUUGCAUCAGGCAUAUAGAGUCGAAUUUUCUGAGAAAAUUCAAGGCGCCGUACUUGCAGAAACUGGUCGUCAACAUAGGAUAUUCGAGGACGGUGCGGGAGUACAAGGUGCGUUACCAACGGUUACGAGAACGGGGCGAGACCUACACUGACUGGUUAAACCGAAUCCGCAGGGAACAGUACGCGUUGGCUUUUGAUGGUGGAUAUCGAUGGGUUCAUAUGACGACAAAUCUAGUGGAAUGCAUCAAUUCAGUAUUGAAGGGGGCACACAAUCUCCCUGUGAUUGCCCUUGUGAAGGCAAUAUUCUACAGGCUGAACGAGUUGUUUACCCGAAAAAGAGCGGAGGCAGAAACCCGGAUUAAUGCUGGCCAUGUGUUUUCUGAUGUCGUGACCUCGAAGUUGCAUGCAAACCAACUUGCAUCAGGAAACAUUCAGGUUAGUUGCUUUGACUGGCAGAAUGAGGUCUUUGAGGUGCGUGAGAUGCCAAGUGGACUGGAGUUUGCAGUGGACCUACGUGGCCUUCGAUGUGACUGUGGUGAGUUUCAGGUGGACCGGAUCCCCUGUCGACAUGUGUUUGCAUGUUGUGCCAACCAGCGACUGGAUUGGCAAGUGUAUGUUCAUGAUGUGUAUAAGAUGGACCAAGUUCGGCGGGUGUACCGAGCAAGAUUUAGGCCACUAGGUAACCCCACUACAUGGCCUGCUUACAAUGGACCUCGGUUCAUCCCAAAUCCGUUCCUGAGACGCGUCACGAAAGGUCGCCCAAAAAUGACACGCUUCUUGAAUGAGAUGGACACGCGAAUGUUACGUCGGCCUAGGCGAUGUACGCUAUGUGUAGCUGAGGGACACAGCCGUAGCAGAUGCCGUCAGCAAGGUGGUGCAAAUGCCAACAGAGAUCAUUAG
Messenger RNA from Arachis stenosperma, 1320 nucleotides. RefSeq lists its product as uncharacterized. The record is from RefSeq and is a predicted model, not a curated record. Lineage: Eukaryota; Viridiplantae; Streptophyta; Magnoliopsida; Fabales; Fabaceae. Bases 1 to 1320 code for a protein of 439 amino acids. The transcript is spliced from 2 exons. Gene Ontology annotation, molecular function: zinc ion binding.